AUGUUGAAAUUAAGGCAUAAUAUUCAUUUUGGAGGGAAUCAAUGCAAAACAAUUGCUGAGCGAACUGAAAGAAACACACUCAGUUGUAAUUCAAUGAAAAGAGAAACUGUCAAUUAUUAUCAAUUCGACAGCUUACCUAUAGACUUUCAACCGUCAUCUCAUUCAAAUCAAUUCAAAAAUGAAUUCCACCAAUUCAGUCUACUAUUCUUCUUCUUAUCAAACCAAACAGUCAAACAACAGCAGCCAAGUGGUACCAUAGGGUGUUCAGUCGGCUUAAGGCAUGAUCUUAUUAUUAGCCGGUCACCUUCGUCUCCACCACGUCGUCGUCGUUCAAGAACUCCUCCACCACGCCGUCGUUUCUCACCUGCACGUAGAAGCCGCUAUAAUGAUGGCCGUGAUAAUCCGGAACCGUGUUCUUGUCUUGGUGUGUUUGGAAUGUCGCUUAAUACCACUGAACGUGAUUUAAAACGUAUAUUUGGUGAAUAUGGCGAAAUUGAAACGGUGCAGUUGGUUUAUGAUCGUUAUAGUGGUCGUUCACGUGGGUUUGGUUUCGUUUAUUUUCAAUCGACAAAGGAAGCGAUAAGAGCGAAAGAACAUCUUCGUGAUGCAGUAAUUGACGGGAUGCGAGUGCGUGUCGAUUUCUCAGUAACCAAGGGCGCACCAAAUACCACACGUGGUUCAAGAGGAAGAUCUCGUAGUCGCAGUGUCGACAGCUAUCGUAGACGUCGUUCACGAUCUUGA
Molecule: messenger RNA, 741 nt
Organism: Dracunculus medinensis (Guinea worm)
Lineage: Eukaryota; Metazoa; Nematoda; Chromadorea; Rhabditida; Dracunculidae
Source: the annotation of a GenBank genome assembly